Molecule: messenger RNA, 447 nt
Organism: Meyerozyma guilliermondii ATCC 6260
Lineage: Eukaryota; Fungi; Ascomycota; Pichiomycetes; Serinales; Debaryomycetaceae
Gene: RPB8
Product: DNA-directed RNA polymerase core subunit
Exons: 1
Coding region: 1-447 (148 amino acids)
Biological process (GO): DNA-templated transcription
Cellular component (GO): RNA polymerase I complex; RNA polymerase III complex; RNA polymerase II, core complex
Molecular function (GO): DNA-directed RNA polymerase activity
Source: RefSeq, a predicted model, not a curated record
AUGUCGGGCAUUCUUUUUGAGGACAUGUUCAAUGUCGAGUCCGUGGACUCGGCGCGUUACAACAAGGUCUCCCGUAUAAUAGCACAGUCCUCAACUUCGCAGGAUAUAAAAAUCACCUUGGACAUCAACAGUGAGUUGUUCCCAGUGAGGGACCAUGAUUCACUCACAAUCACACUCGCAUCCUCCUUGGGUAACGAGCAGUCACAGGUUACCUCCAGUGGUUCGUGGAGACCACCCAAAGCCGGCGAGAGAUCCUUGGCUGAUGACUACGAUUAUGUUAUGUAUGGUACCGUAUACAAAUUUGAGGAAAAUGCCGGUAGCGAUAAAAUGUCGGUAUACAUAUCAUUUGGAGGAUUAUUGAUGUGCCUUGAGGGUAACUACCGCUCGUUAUCGAACUUGAAGCAGGAAAAUGCUUAUAUUCUCAUUCGUCAUUAUCGUGACAACUAA